AUGAUUAUUCUUGGCACUGGUUAUCUUGGAUGUUUCAGUGAUUAUGACCGUUUAGGACCUGGCAGAGAUCGUGUGCUCUCCGAUGGUCCCCGCGAAUAUGACUAUAUUCUCACGAUUGACCUGUGCAUCAAAGCAUGCAAAGAGGACGGAUACUUCUACGCAGGUGUAGAAGACGAGGACCAAUGUUUCUGCGGAGGACAAGAUGAAAACCUUGUCAAACAUGGAAACGCUUCGGAUGGAGAAUGUAAAGGUGUUUGUGCUGGAGAUCGCCUUGAAUCAUGUGGGUACUCAGAUUUUAUCGGCAUCUACCAAGUUGGCCUAGGUGUCUGCGAAGACCCUGGUACCCCUCAAAACGGAUUCAGGUACAAUGAAACCGGCUCUCUGCGUUACGGCAGCAAGAUAUAUUUUAACUGCUCCGAUGAGUUCACACUCGAAGGACCUGACGUCAUCCAGUGCGUGCAGAUGUUCGGUCGCAGAGACGAUGUUAGUAUUGCUAACAGCACCCAUGCCGUUAUGUGGAACCAAAGUCUUCCAAAAUUUCAACUACACCGUCUUCUGCGACUACCAAGGGCGGAGGGCAAACUAACCAAAUACAAUUCAGUGGGAAAACUGGCCCAGACCAGCAGAGUGGGGCAGACAAGUGACACGACUGGGUCAGAGCAGCAGAGUGGUAACUGA
Molecule: messenger RNA, 678 nt
Organism: Strongylocentrotus purpuratus (purple sea urchin)
Lineage: Eukaryota; Metazoa; Echinodermata; Echinoidea; Camarodonta; Strongylocentrotidae
Product: kremen protein 2
Exons: 5
Coding region: 1-678 (225 amino acids)
Cellular component (GO): plasma membrane
Source: RefSeq, a predicted model, not a curated record